AUGCUCACCUGCUUUGAUCCCGAAGUCUGUGCUAUGCUCCAGCUCAAACAGAACAAAUACCCAGUUCUCCAGCUUGGAAUUGCUCCCGAGUACAUGGAUACACGUCUUGAAGAUUGCUCUACUUUGAUGUACUCCGCUGUAAGCAAUGGCCUCUUAGGUGUAUGCCUAGAUAGCAGAUAUUUACUUGCCCAUCCGGCAUACCUAAAGCUAGCACAUAGCUUAGGCCUCGUUUUGUUGCUCUGGGGUGACGCCGCGAACGAUCCAGAUGUUCGCCACCGUCUUAUCGAUAUGGGCGUUGAUGGUCUUAUUUUUGAUCGGUGA
This is a messenger RNA of Protopolystoma xenopodis, 321 nucleotides long. The record is from the annotation of a GenBank genome assembly. NCBI's taxonomy places the organism in Eukaryota, Metazoa, Platyhelminthes, Monogenea, Polystomatidea, Polystomatidae.